GCGAUGAACCUGAACGGGACUGCAACCCCCGCGGCGGAAGAGGAUGCGAAGGGCGACGCGGACGCGGAUGCGCCCGCGGAGGUGGACAACGAGAACGUGGGCGAGGAGUCGAUGCUGGCGGACGUGACGAUGUCGGAGGCGCCAUGAGCGACUGGCGCGCGCGUGCGUCGUCCGUCUACCACCCAAUGCUUCCUAUCACCCCGAAUCAUAUUGCUCUAUGCUAUGCUGCAUGUCGUCCUUCCUCGUGCACGUCGUGCAUGUUGUCCCCUUCGUACAUGUCUCUCUCCCUUCCCCAAUCUUGCUCUUCUUGUCUACGGCUCCCGUGCUGCGUGGGGCGUACGUGCGUUCUGAUAUCCUACUGCUUUUCUCUAUGUCCGUCCCCCCUCGUCGAACGCUGUAUGCAUGGUGUAGUCGAUUGCUUGAACUAAUCUCAAGUUUCUUUCCUUCCUAGAUGUCCGAGUGCGACCAAGUUGAAGGGUGCGGGUGAAGAUGGAGCAGCA
Schizophyllum commune H4-8 is the source of this 500-nucleotide messenger RNA. RefSeq lists its product as uncharacterized. The record is from RefSeq and is a predicted model, not a curated record. The coding region runs from base 144 to 428 and encodes 94 amino acids. The transcript is spliced from 3 exons. Lineage: Eukaryota; Fungi; Basidiomycota; Agaricomycetes; Agaricales; Schizophyllaceae.